UUUACUUUACUUUACUUUACUUUGCCUUACCAAUAUUUGAUUUUCAAACCCGCAUUGUCGAGCUAAAACAAGGAGCGACAAUGACUGCAGACCCGCCUAUUGAACUCGCCGAAUUUGGGCCGGAUUUGCCGCAUACUGAACCUGAAAAGACAAGCAAGUAUAAGCUGUUCGGCAAAUCCACGGGUGCCAAGGGACAGGUAAAGGAAAAGCAGCCAAUGGUGUCUCUGGUCCAGCUCUUCCGAUUUGCUGACCCAUCAGACAAGCUGCUGAUGGUCAUUGGCACGGCAGGAGCGUGCGCAGCAGGCACAGCGCUGCCACUCAUGACGCUCAUUUUCUCCAGUUUGACGGGCAAAUUCUUGGAUUUUAACUUCGAUAGCAGCGGUGGUGACAACCAAAAGUCGCGAAACUACCUUGACUCUGAGACGCGGCGGUACUGCCUGUACUUUCUAGCACUGGGACUAGCCAUGUGGGUCGUUUCGAGUGUGCAAAAGCUAACGUGGAGCGUGUCUUCGGAGAGAAUUGGCAGGCGGAUGCGCGAGAUGUUCUACAUUUCGAUUUUGCGCCAGAAUAUCGGCUGGUUUGAUGAGCUGUCGACCGGCGAGCUGACGACUCGCAUUUCAGCGGAUGUUAAUAUGGUGCAGGAGGGGAUAGGCGAAAAGUUCAGCUUCGUCGUACAGUACGUCGUCACUUUUGGCACAAGCAUAAUAUUAGCGUUUACAAAGGGCUGGCGGCUGACGCUCGUUGUGCUCGCUGUGUUGCCGGCCAUCGUUGGGUCGGCCGGGCUGAUGGGUAUCUUGCUUGCGGAAAACACUGCGGGUGGCCAGGACUCGUACGCAGAGGCCGGCGGCGUGGCUGACGAAGUUCUGUCGUCUAUCAAGACGGUGAUGGCAUUUAGUGGCCAACAGCGCGAGCUGGAGCGGUACAGAACAAAGAUUUUGGUGGCGCGGGCCAAGGGCCUGAAGAAGUCGCUGGUUCUGGGCCUGUGCUUGGGGUUCAUCAUGUUUAGCAUUUAUAGCGUGUAUGCCCUAGGGUUCUGGUACGGCGGCAAGCUGGCACGGGAGGGCAAAAUGAGUCCCGAAACGGUACUCAACGUGUUCUUUUCACUGAUAAUUGGCGGGUUUUCUCUGGGCAACUCGGCACCAAGCAUUUCGGCGGUGUCCAGUGCGCGCGGCGCAGCGGUCAAAGUGUACCAGGUGAUUGACCGGCAGUCUCCGAUUGACCCGGUGGACACGGACAAGGGCCUGUCUGCAGAGAAUAUCCAGGGCGACAUCGAGCUGUGCGACGUGGAUUUCUGGUACCCAACUCGCCCGGAUGUCAAGGUUAUGCAAGGAUUCAGCAUGCACGUGCGACCAGGGCAGAAAGUAGCGCUGGUCGGCGAGUCUGGAUGCGGCAAGUCGACGAUGAUCGGACUGAUCGAGCGGUUCUACGACCCCGAGAAAGGCGCAGUCAGGGUCGACGGCGUGGACGUGCGCGAAUACAACGUGCGCUCUCUGCGACAGCAAAUUGGCGUUAUAAUGCAAACUCCCGUCCUCUUUGGGUACUCGAUUUUCCAAAAUAUUGCCUGGGGUGCUAUCGACGCUGAGGGCAACCCGCCAACGCGCGAGCAAGUCGAGCAAGCGUGCAGGGAUGCAAAUGCCCACGACUUUAUUAUGGACCUUCCCGAUGGCUACGAAACCUUGUGUGGCGAGCGCGGGGCGCUGCUUUCGGGAGGGCAGAAGCAGCGCAUUGCCAUUGCCAGGGCGCUGGUGCGCAACCCAAGGAUUCUGCUUCUAGACGAGGCCACCUCAGCACUGGAUUCAUCGGCUGAGCGCAUUGUACAGGAUGCCCUGGACAAAGCUUCAGCUAAUCGUACGACCAUCACAGUGGCGCACAGGCUCAGCACCAUCAGGGACUCGGACGUCAUCCAUGUCAUUUCCAAGGGGCGUGUGCUGGAGUCCGGCAGCCACGAGGAGUUGAUUGCAAGGCAGGGUGCGUAUGCGCGCCUGGUUGAUGCCCAGCACUUGCGCCAGGCGCUGGAGCAGGAUGUCGCGCAGAUGAACAGUGUUGUAUCGCCGGGCGGCUCGCCGCCAGACAACGCCAGCGAUAUUAUGGAGAUGCCAGCACCAGUGCCAGUUCAAACAAAGCGCACAAACACGCGCAGGUCUUUGCUGAAAGGCACCUCUAUCCAGCACACGCAGACGGGUGCGUCUAUAGAUACUGAGUCACGCAGUGUCACGUCUGAGGCUGCGGACAAUAGCGAUGCUCAGCGCAUGAGCGGCAACGGGUUGCGCUCACUUGUGCAGCUGGUUAUGAUGUACCGCAAGCACACUAUAAUGUUUAUUCCAGGUACCCUGAUGACAAUGAUCGAUGGAGCGUCAUUCCCAUGCUUUUCGCUUGUGUUUUCGCGGAUGAUCGUGGCAAUGGCAAUCCCCGACAAGGCGCAGCAGCGACAUGAGGUCAAUCUCUACGGCGGACUGUUCUUCAUGUUUGCCUGUGUAAUAUUUUUUGCCAUUGGCGGGCGCAACCUCUGCUUUGUCCGGGCUGGUGAGCAGAUAACCUUCAAUGUGCGCUAUGAUAUGUUCCGAGCAAUGAUGCGGCAGGACGCGGCGUACUUUGACCGCAAGGAGAACGGCACUGGUGCGCUAACUUCGCGGCUGGCGACCGAGGCGGCGGACAUCAACAAGGCCAUUGGCGAAGCCCUGCCGGCAUUUAUUGCCGGCGCAACGUCACUACUGACGGGCAUUGUCAUUGCCUUUAUCUACGACUGGCACUUGACCCUGGUCAUUGUUGCCACGCUACCUUUUCUCACGUUGGCAUUUUAUUUUGAGGGUCGCGCGGUGUUUGCCUCGACGAAGGCUAUGAAGGGCGCGUACGAGAAGGCGUCACAGGAGGCCUCAGAGACGGUGGCCAAUAUCCGCACGGUGGCCUCAUUGACACGCGAGCACACCUUCAUCGAGCAGUUCCGCAGAAACAGUGUUGAGCCGUACAGAAACGCCAUCAAGAACCACUAUUUUGGCUCUCUCGGCUACGGGCUUGCGCAAGCCAGCAUGUUCCUGGUGUAUUGCCUGGCAUUUUUCGUCGGCUCGCGGUUCAUUCUCCGAGGAUAUAUCGAUGUGCAAGCAAUGUUUAACGUCAUGUACGCCAUUGUAUUUUCGGCAUUUGCGCUUGGGCUGGUCGCGCAGCAGUCAUCGGUGGUUACUAAAGCACUAAUCUCGGCUGACAAGCUAAUAAAUACGCUGAGCAGUGUACCGACCAUUGACGCGCAGUCGCAGGAAGGCGCGUGUCUGGAGCAGGAGCGGGCCAAGUCCGUGGUAGCGCUGGACAAUGUAAUGUUUGCGUACCCGACGCGAGCUCAAGCACGGAUUCUGCGCGGAGUCACUCUUAAGGCAACGCCUGGGCGCACCAUUGCAUUGGUUGGGCCGUCGGGAUCGGGCAAGUCUACAGUAAUUGCACUUAUCCAACGACUCUAUGAUGUUCUUGGCGGCACAGUCAGCGUCGAGGGCACAGAUGUACGUGAGUGGAAUGUCGAGAGCCUGCGCAAUAACCUUGCGCUGGUCGGUCAGGAGCCUGUUUUGUUUGACUACACUAUAGCUGAAAACAUCGCAUAUGGACAGCCCUCGGCCACGCAGCAAGAGAUUGAGGAGGUGGCCCGUCAGGCCAACAUCCACGGGUUUAUCACUGAGUUGCCUGACGGGUAUGCCACGCGCAUCGGACAGACAGGUGGUCAGCUUUCAGGUGGUCAAAGACAGCGCAUUGCGAUUGCCAGGGCGUUGGUGCGCAACCCAAAGAUUCUGCUCCUGGACGAGGCGUCAAGUGCACUGGACUCGCAGAGCGAAAAGCUGGUGCAGGAGGCCCUGGAUAAGGCGACAAUGGGCCGGACAACUGUGGUUAUUGCGCACCGGCUGAGUACUAUCCAAAAUGCCGAUGUUAUUGUUGUGUUCAGGCAGGGCCGAAUUGUCGAGCAAGGAUCGCACGAGGAGUUGAUCGCACAGCGUGGGCUGUACAGCCUGCUUGUUGCGCAGCAGUCUUUGGAGAUCAACCACUGAAUUGGAACCUGAUUGGGUUUUGAUUUUUGAUUUGAUUGCAAGCUAAAUGCGCAGUUUGGAAAAGUGCGCCUUUUUGUGUGCUAAGCGGCGAUCCGGUAUUUAUACUUUUUUCUCUCUUUUUUGGUUUGGUUUACU
Molecule: messenger RNA, 4160 nt
Organism: Kickxella alabastrina
Lineage: Eukaryota; Fungi; Kickxellomycota; Kickxellomycetes; Kickxellales; Kickxellaceae
Product: multidrug resistance protein 1
Exons: 1
Coding region: 81-4025 (1314 amino acids)
Biological process (GO): transmembrane transport
Cellular component (GO): membrane
Molecular function (GO): ABC-type transporter activity; ATP binding; ATP hydrolysis activity
Source: RefSeq, a predicted model, not a curated record